GGAGCUUCGCUUGUGGCUGCUGGGCCUUCCACUGCACCGCGUUUGCGCCGAGAGUUUGAGCCAGCUCUUCCUCCUGGCGAGCAUUGUCUUGUCCUGCAGCGUUUGCCUGGCGGGCCUCCAAGAGCGCGUGCUGUAUGUUCCCGGCUUCCGGUACACAGGAUGGCUGGCACUUAUCACUUCUGUUUCAUACACCGGCUUCUCCCUUGUCGAACGACGCUGCGAAGCCGACAGGCAACUUCACGGUUCCGCCAAUGACUACCUGAAGCUGUCAUUGCUGACCAUGUGCGGGAUGUACUGCACGAAUUUCAGUCUACACUAUCUCAGUUAUCCUCUCCGGGUUGUGUUCAAAUCGAGCAAGCUCAUCCCUGUCAUGGUGCUGAGUGUGCUGUACCUGAAGAAGCGGUACACCGUCUCUCAAUACAUGGCCGUGGUUCUGCUGACUGCAGGCGUCAUUGUCUUUACGUUGGGUGAUGCGAAAGGCAAAGCUCUUUUCGACCCUGUUGGCAUCGUUUUCAUUUGUGUGGGUUCUUUGGCCGAUGCGAUGGCUGCCAGCUAUGAGGAAAAGCGUUUUUUCGUCCAGAUGGGCUGUUCGGCAAACGAGGUGGUACUUUUCAGCAACCUUCUCGGCAGUGUUUGGGCCGUGAUCGCCUCACUGCUCACAGGGGAGCUGCUCUCUGCUGUACGUCACUCUGCGGACCAUUGGGAGACAGUGCCAAUGAUUGUUUUCGCCUCCCUCUUUGGCUACGUGGCGCAGAGCGGAGUCCUGCUGCUUAUCAAGCACUUCGGGGCCACGGUCUCGGAGAUUGUCAAGAGCUGUCGAAAAGUGACGACCAUUUGCGUGUCGUUUCUCGUCUUUGGGAAGCCGUGGAACGGCUACCACAUGGCCGGGCUUCUGCUUUUUGUUUGCUCCGUCUCGGCCGAGCGCUUCGGCGCAGGCGGCUCCUCGAGGCGCUUCGCCGUGCUUCUCUUGACCAGCUCCUCUUUCAUCGUCCUGCGCUUUCUGGCUGGUGGUUUUGGGCCUUCGGCUUUCAGUGUGGUGAUCGAUGCGGGCUCAGCCGCCACCCGGCUGAAUGUUUUCCGCUUCGAUGCUUGGACCAUGAAGCUCCUCGACAUCGACGGCCGGGCUCAGGUCUUUCUGGAGGAAGAACCUGGCAUCAGCGAUCUGUUUGAAAAUGCCAGCGCUUUGCAGCAGCAAAUGGAAAGGCUGUUGGAUGCGGCGGUGGCAGCGGUGCCUCACGCACAAAGAGGCGUGACACCACUGUCCGUACGCGCAACGACCUCCCUUGAGCAACUGGACAUGGACCAGGUCCAAGACCUCAUGGAGGGAAUGAAGCACAUUGUGUCCCAUGCUGGCUUCAAGGACGGUGGCGUACAAGCCAUGUCUGGGGAUGCAGAGGCAGCCGCCGAGUGGCUCACGGUGAACAUGCUCAUGAGCGUCUUCAAACCUGGCAUGCAAGGGGUCCGAGAUCCAGUAGCCGUGAUGGACCUCGGAGGGGCGACCCUGCAGAUGGCCUACUACCUGGCAGAUCACGACGUCUCCAGGGCGAAACGGCAGCUGCUGGACGCCUACAUCCAGAGGAUCAACUUGCCUUUCGGAAGUGGAAAUGUCCAUGUCUACAGGCACAGCUACAUCGGCUACGGGUUGAUCACUGCCAAAGUGAAGAGCUUCAAACACGCUGAGAAGGCUGGCUUUGCGCUGGAAAGACAUCCUUGCCUACCCCAUGCUGCGAGAGCAUCCAUGCGUGACUAUCGCACGCAGCUCGAGGCCAAAGGAGCUCUCGAUAAGCCGGCGUGCGUCGAAUUAGUUGACUACCUUCUGCGAAAAGAUCUUCCAUGCUUGCAAGAGCCGGGGCGCAAGGAGCAGUUUCUGGGAAGAGCUAGCAACCCCGCUUUCGGCAACUGCAGCUUUGCCGGAGUCUGGGCUGGCCCGGGCACAGGUUCACAGCGCGUGGUCCUGAAGUCUUAUUUCUAUGACCGGAUGCGUGAUGCAUCCGUCAUCGCCCCUGGCGUCCUCUCAGCACCGGUUCAGGCCGGCACCUUCGCCGUGCAAGCAGAUCGUGCAUGCUCGGCCGCAGCCCAAUCAAUCGAAGCGUUGGCACAAGAGUUCCCUGGCCUCUCAAAGGCGGGCUUGCAGAAAGGCUGGAGGUGA
Molecule: messenger RNA, 2149 nt
Organism: Symbiodinium necroappetens
Lineage: Eukaryota; Dinophyceae; Suessiales; Symbiodiniaceae
Source: the annotation of a GenBank genome assembly